AUGCAUGGAGCUGCACAUACAUGGAUAACAGGAAGCAGCAUCAGCUGUCUUCACAGACAUGCUGUCAAAAUACUUAAUCAAGACACACUAUCAGUUGAAACAGUUGAAACGGCAGGUUACAACAUCUCGAGAAACUGCCUCCUCCGUCCGCCUUUGGAAGCUGAUUCAGAUGCGCCGAUAACGGUAGCACAAGAGCGUCGUGAGGCACGCUACCAAAAACUGAGUGCUAUCAAAAGCACAUAUGCUGUCGUAGAAGCUGCCGCCACCUCGCUGGCUAAAGUUGACACAGAUGAAGCAAUGGAACAGCUGGAAGAGAUCUUGUGCUACCUGCAACUCGCAGCAGGAAUAGCACAACCUCCAUCGUCCAGUUCAUUGGCCGUUCUCCCAGAGUUGGCACAAAUUGGGGGCAAGCCGCAGUUGACGAAAGCAAAGUUAUCGAUAUCAGCUGUGAAUCAAAUGCCGGAGAGGAACUGA
Messenger RNA from Cooperia oncophora, 474 nucleotides. The record is from the annotation of a GenBank genome assembly. Lineage: Eukaryota; Metazoa; Nematoda; Chromadorea; Rhabditida; Trichostrongylidae.